CGCGUGGUAGAGGCCUCUCGUAGGGAGACACUCCGUCGAUCUUUCAUCUCGCUAGACGCUGCUCAGCUUAUCACUCCUCAUUUCCAGUUUAGACGCCGAUUCCACACAACAUCGCCCAGAUGAAGCUCUUAUCGACCCUCGCUCUCGUAGUUCUUGCGGCACAAUGCACGCUCGCAGCGCCUGAGCGAAAGCUGCUGCGAGCCGGUUACGACAAUCCAAUCGACUUCUCCAACCUCUCUGGACUUUCAGACGUCACGACUGGCUCAACUACCAAGAAGUACGGGUUGCCCGCGACCGCACCUGGCGUUGAUUCUAUCACGAAAGGUGGUGUCCUGCCGAACACGAACUCACUGCCCGUCGGAACGGGCAGCAGUGGCCUUGGCAAGAACAUCAUCCCGACCGAUCUGACGACGAUGACGGGACGUAGUGGUCUCCAAUCUCUGACCGGUGGAAGUGGUCUGGGCUCAAUCACUAACGGUGCAAUGAAGGGCGGAAAGCUGUCGUCGCUGCCAACCAGCGGUGCCGGAGGAGUGACCAAGGGCGUUUCGGGAGCUACGGACAAUGUAUCGGGUCUCACUGACGGACUUGACCUCCCGUCCACUUCCACCAGUGGCGACAAGCAGGUCUACAACUCUGGGAAACCCAGCAAUUCGGACGUCCAGUCCGAAGAACGGACGUUGAAGAGCCCCAAGAACCCACCACCGUCUCCGAAGUUGAACAAGAAAAACACCAAGAAGAAAACGACUCCGAAGAAGUCCUCGAAAAAGAAAACCAGUCCGAAGAAUUCGCACAAACCGAACGUUAAGCCGACCCCGAAGCCGGACCCAGAGAAGUCUCCGCUCCAACACUCGAUGGAGUAACUGUCCUGUGUAGUUUGUU
Phytophthora nicotianae INRA-310 is the source of this 879-nucleotide messenger RNA. RefSeq lists its product as hypothetical. The transcript has a single exon. Bases 120 to 860 code for a protein of 246 amino acids. NCBI's taxonomy places the organism in Eukaryota, Oomycota, Peronosporomycetes, Peronosporales, Peronosporaceae. The record is from RefSeq and is a predicted model, not a curated record.